AUGCCGCUUUCCAAGACUUUGUUGGCCCUGUUGGUCGUUCAUCUGCUCGGCGUAUCCGCCUCCUACAACUGUACCCUGCAUAGCUUCAAUGCCACUCUCGGGGGUCGUGUACAGCCAUUGAAGCCGUUCUCCUCGCCGUGCUUCUCCCACUACAAUGGCGUCGAGGCCACUGUGGAUGAAGCUGCCUGCAAGGUGAUCCAGAGUAACUACUCGGAUCCUUUCCAUCGUUCCAACUCGGACAAUGGCUUCAUGUAUAACCAGGUGGAAAUCUGCGCCUCCGAUCCGCAAAAUCAGUGUCUCCUGGAUAACACGGACCCCACUAAUCCCCAGGCACUGAAGGGCCCCUGCAACCAGGGCAACACGCCUUCCUACUCUCUGGAGGUAAAAACCCCCAAAGACGUGGUGGAGGCGCUCAGGUUCUCCAGCUGCUCUGGGACCCGUUUAUCCAUCAAGAACAGCGGUCACGACUUCCUCGGCCGCAGCAGUGGUCGAGGAACUCUCUCUCUGUGGACACGCAACCUGCAAUCCAUGCACUACAGUGCAACCUUCACCCCGUCCGGCUGCAAGGCGUCUUCCACUUACAACGCCAUCACUGUUGGAGCCGGUGUGAACUUCGACCAAGUCUACAACUUUGCCAAUGAGCACAACGUCACCUUCAUCGGCGGAUACUCACCCACCGUCGGCGUCUCAGGUGGCUGGGUGCAGACCGGCGGCCAUUCCAUCCUGUCUCCGGUUUACGGUCUGGGAAUCGACCACGUUGUCGAGUACAAGGUAGUCACACCGGACAGUCAUUACCGCAUCGCCAAUGAGUGUCAGAACCAGGACCUCUUCUGGGCGCUUCGCGGCGGCGGAGGCGGAACCUUCGGUGUGGUCAUAGAAAGCACGCAUCGUGUGGAACCCCGCAUGCCUCUGAUCUCCGCUUCAAUCAAAUUCCCCCAGAAGUCCGAUUCUAGCAACGUACUCCCAUUCCUAGACAUCCUGGUCAACAAUACGAUCAAGUGGGCUCACGAGGGCUGGGGCGGCCACAUCAACAGCAACUCAUUCAUCAACGUGACACCACUCCUUUCACUGGCCGAGGCCAAGGAGUCCCUCGCCGAAGUGGUCGCCUACGCUAAAUCCCAGGGUGGCACCGCCGUCAUCGAGAAAUUCUCCUCCUGGUACGGCUUCUACGAGAAAUAUGUCGUCCCCAACUCCGUCAAAGUUGGCAACACCCAUUUCGCAGGGACUCGACUGAUUCCACAAUCCGUCUUCGAGACAGAGGCCGGUCGCGCUGGUCUCAUGAAAUUCUUCUCCGUGUUGCUCUCCAAAGGAGGAAACGUGUACAUCCCCGUGGUGGGACCCCUUCUCUACAAGAAUCCCAAAUCCACAUCCGCGACCCCCGCCUGGCGAAACGCUAUCUGGUCCCUCGGGGCUGACGGGUUCUGGUCUUGGAACAGCACCCUCAACACCCGUGAGGAAACCGUGGCCGAACUGCAGCAUAUGACCCAGCUUCUCGAGGACCUAACCCCCGGCAGCGGCGCGUACAGUCCCGAGGCGAACCCAUUCACCCCGGACUGGAAGGAGGCCUGGUGGGGAGAGGAGAAUUACGGGAAGCUCUUGACGCUGAAGAAGAAGUACGAUCCCAAGGGAUUAUUGCACUGCUGGAAGUGUGUUGGAUGGGAGGAGUCUGAUGCCAAGAGUUCCUGCUUUGCGGCAUUUGAUUAA
Molecule: messenger RNA, 1704 nt
Organism: Aspergillus tanneri
Lineage: Eukaryota; Fungi; Ascomycota; Eurotiomycetes; Eurotiales; Aspergillaceae
Product: putative isoamyl alcohol oxidase
Exons: 1
Coding region: 1-1704 (567 amino acids)
Molecular function (GO): oxidoreductase activity; FAD binding
Source: RefSeq, a predicted model, not a curated record